Molecule: messenger RNA, 2341 nt
Organism: Dipodomys spectabilis (banner-tailed kangaroo rat)
Lineage: Eukaryota; Metazoa; Chordata; Mammalia; Rodentia; Heteromyidae
Product: protocadherin beta-3-like
Exons: 1
Coding region: 1-2334 (777 amino acids)
Biological process (GO): homophilic cell-cell adhesion
Cellular component (GO): plasma membrane
Molecular function (GO): calcium ion binding
Source: RefSeq, a predicted model, not a curated record
AUGGAGGCUGGAGGGGAGCGCUUUCUUAAACAAAGGCAAGUCCUGCUUCUCUUUAUUUUUCUUGGUGGGUCCUUGGCUGGGUCGGAAUUGAAACGCUAUUUUGUGACUGAGGAAAGUGAGAGGGGCUUUUUAAUAACCAAUCUAGCAAAGGAUGUGGGGCUGAGGGUGGACGAAUUGGCCACAAGGGUGGCCCAAGUUGCAUCCAAAGGGAACAAACAGCAUUUUCAGCUCAAUUAUCAGACCGGUGAUUUGCUCCUGAAUGAGAAGUUAGACCGAGAGGAGCUUUGCGGUUCCACGGAGCCAUGUAUACUGCCGUUUCAGGUGUUACUGCAAAAUCCUUUUCAGUUGAUUACAAAUGAGCUCCAAGUCAUAGAUAUUAAUGAUCAUUCGCCAGUAUUCUUUGAGAACGAAAUGCAGGUGAAAAUCCUAGAAAGCGCCCCACCAGGAACAGCAAUUCCUUUGGGAAAUGCUGAGGACCUGGAUGUGGGAAGAAACAGUCUCCAAGACUACACCCUGGCUCCCAAUUCCCACUUCCAUGUCGUCACACAGCGUCGCAGGGACGGAAGGAAAUAUCCGGAGCUAGUGCUGGACAAAGCGCUAGAUCGGGAGGACCAGCCAGAGCUUACUUUAGUCCUCACAGCGCUGGAUGGCGGCUCUCCUCCAAGGUUCGGGACAGCCCAGAUCUACAUCUUAGUCUUAGACAUCAACGACAACGCCCCCGAAUUUGCACAGUCACUCCACCAGGUUCAGAUUCCAGAAAACACUCCUGUCAACUCUGUCAUUACUACAGUCUCCGCUUCUGAUUUAGACACAGGAAAUUAUGGGGCGGUUUCAUAUGCAUUUUUUCACGCUUCAGAAGAAAUUCUCAAAACUUUUCAACUAAAUCCAAUUACUGGUGAUAUGCAACUAGUUAAAUGUCUGGAUUAUGAAACAAUUAGUACUUACGAAAUAGAUAUAGAGGCCAAGGACGGAGGAGGCCUUUCAGGAAAAUGUACAGUCAUAGUUGAUGUGAUUGAUGUUAAUGACAACCCACCAGAAUUAACCAUGUCGUCAGUUAACAGUCCUAUUUCAGAGAAUUUGGCAGAGACUGUGGUAGCGAUUUUCAGCGUUUCAGAUCUAGACUCGGGAGACAAUGGAAAAAUUAAGUGUUCCAUCCAGAAAGAUCUCCCUUUUGUCCUGAAACCCUCUGUACAGAACUUUUACACCUUAGUGACUGAGAGCCCACUGGACAGAGAAAGCACUGCUGAGUACAACAUCACCAUCACCGUCUCCGACUUGGGAACCCCCAGGCUGCAAACCCAGCACACCAUCACCCUGCAGGUGUCCGACGUGAACGACAACGCCCCCGAAUUCACGCAGUCCUCCUACACCCUGUGGGUCCGCGAGAACAACAGCCCCGCCCUGCACAUUGGCACCAUCAGCGCCACAGACAGAGACUCGGGCAGCAACGCCCAGCUGACCUACUCGCUGCUGCCCGGCCCGCAGCCCGGCCCCGACGCGGCGGCGGCGCUGGUGUCCAUCAACGCGGACAGCGGGCAGCUGUUCGCCCUGAGGGCGCUGGACUAUGAGGCCCUGCAGGCGUUCGAGGUGCGCGUGCGCGCCGCCGACCGCGGCUCGCCCCCGCUCAGCAGCCAGGCGCUGGUGCGCGUGCAGGUGCUGGACGCCAACGACAACUCGCCCUUCGUGCUGUACCCGCUGCAGAACGCGUCUGCGCCCUGCACCGAGCUGCUGCCCAGGGCGGCCGAGCCGGGCUACCUGGUGAGCAAGGUGGUGGCGGUGGACCGCGACUCGGGCCAGAACGCCUGGCUGUCGUUCCAGCUGCUCAAGGCCACGGAGCCCGGGCUGUUCAGCGUGUGGCCGCACAAUGGCGAGGUGCGCACCGCCAGGCUGCUGAGCGAGCGCGACGCGCCCAAGCACAGGCUGCUGCUGCUGGUCAAGGACAAUGGCGAGCCGCCGCGCUCGGCCAGCGUCACGCUGCACGUGCUGCUGGUGGAUGGCUUCUCGCAGCCCUACCUGCCGCUGCCCGACGCGGCGGCGCCCGAGCGCGCGCAGCCCGACCGCCUCACUGCCUACUUGGUCAUCGCGCUGGCGGCCGUGUCUUCUCUCUUCCUCUUGUCUCUGCUGCUCUUCGUGGCCUUCAGGCUGUGCAGGAGGAGCAGGGCGCGCUCGCUGGCCGGCUGCGCGCUGCCCGAUGGCCCCUUGCCUGGACACCUGCUGGACGUGAGUGGCACGGGGACCCUGGCCCACAGCUACCAGUAUGAGGUGUGUCUGCAGGGAGGUGCUGGGGUAAAUGAGUUCAACUUUGCCCCCAAUUUUCUGAUACAAGACUCUUAAAGACGCA